Molecule: messenger RNA, 748 nt
Organism: Pollicipes pollicipes
Lineage: Eukaryota; Metazoa; Arthropoda; Thecostraca; Pollicipedomorpha; Pollicipedidae
Exons: 5
Coding region: 1-702 (233 amino acids)
Source: RefSeq, a predicted model, not a curated record
AUGUGUGACAUUCUGGCCAGCGACCAGGUGCUGUUCCCGGAGACGGCGCUGGGCCAGCGCUCGGCGGGCGCGCUGAGCUUCAGCAACGGCAGCGGCGUCCGGCUGCGCUGGUCGCUGGAGGCGCUGGUCCGCCCCUGGAUACAGAGCACACCGCGGGCGAGCGACCUGACCCAGGUGGGCGGCAGCGUGUUCCGGUUCCACCCGACGCAGGGCGAGGUGCCGCCGGGCCAGACGGUGGCGCUGGCGGCGCGCUUCAGCCCGCCGGCCGCUGGCUACUUCACACAGACGUUCUACCUGGUGGCCAGCGCCGACGCCGACAUCCUGGAUCGGGAGCAGUCGGUGAUGCCGUCCUGCCUGCUGGUGCGUGUGGCCGGCCAGGGCGCGCCGGCGCCGCCGGAGACGCACCGCUUCCCGUUGACGGUGCAGCCGGACACCAUCGAGUUCCCGGCCGACCAGCGCGCCGUCAAGCUCACCAUCAACAACAAGAGCCGGCUUGACUACGCGUUUGAGCUGCACGUGUCGGGCCCGUUCUCGGUGAACCACGGCCAGAUGCUGUCCCGCUCGCGGCGCUACAUCCACCUGCCGGUGUACUUCCAGCCGCCGGGGCCGGGGCUGUACUCGGGCCGGCUGACGCUGCGUCUGCUGCAGCCGCCCGGCGACGCGGGCAUCUUCCACGUCACGCUGCUCGGCGAGGUGCCCUGACCUCGGCUGGACGAGGGCCCUGGUGUGGGAGCCCGCCGCGGACAGG